UAUUCAUCCGGCAUUGCGGCUCUGAAAGCUGACUGACGUCUCGUCUGACUGAUGAAUUGGUAGAUUACUAAUGUAAACCAAUGCGAUACUUAUAAAGUAAAAAUAUUAAGUUGCGAAGUUUGUAGUGAUUAAAUAUGUCUUCCAGCGAUGUACAGAUGUUGGUGGAAAUGGGGUUUACUGAAGAAAAAGCAGCAAAGGCCCUGGCAGUGACUGGUAACCAAGGUGUGGAACCUGCCAUGGAGUGGCUGCUGGCACAUGCAGGAGAGUUGGACUCACAAGCCCCCCCACAGGCACAACCUGCUGCCGAGACCCUACACUUGAGACCCUCCAUGGACCAGCCUGCUGAAGCCACCACAGCGAGUGAGGUGGAAGCUGCUGCAACUGCCGGUACUGCUGAGGCUGGCUCGGAGGUUGCUAAAUCUCUCAAGUGUGAUGAGUGCGGAAAGCUGUUCAAGAACCAACUGGAGGUGGAGUUUCACGCAGCCAAAUCGGGACAUAGCAGCUUCUCUGAAUCGACAGAGGAGAAGAAACCUUUGUCUGAGGAGGAGAGGAGGGAGCAGCUGAGAUUGGUGGAAGAAAAACUGAAACAGAAAAGGAAGGAGAGAGAGGAGAAGGAGAAGUUGGAAGCUCUAGAGAGAGAGAAGAACAGGAUCAAGUCAGGGAAGGAGAUGGUAGCCGCCAAGAAAAAACUGGAGGAGGAGGAAAUAAAGAAGAUUGUUGAGCAGAGAAAGCGUGAGAAGGAGGAGGACAAGGCGGCAAGGGAGAGAGUGAAGGCACAGAUCGAGGCUGACAGAGCUGCGAGGAAGGCUAAGUUCGGGGGUGUCUCUGCAGAGCCAGUGGCUACCCCACCUCCUGCACCCGCACCUGUUCCUGCACCUGCUCCUAUCUCUCAGGCCAGGGACUACACCACCACAAGGAUACAGAUCCGGCUGACCAACGGACAGACUCUCCAGCAGACAUUCAACCCCAAGGAGCAGCUGUCAGCAGUUCGGUUGUACGUAGAGAUGAACCGAUCUGAUGGUGACGGACCUUUCUCUCUCAUGACCAACUUUCCCAAGAAAAUAUUUCAAGAUGAAGACUAUGAAAAGCCGCUCGAUCUUUUAGGGUUGGUGCCUUCAGCUGUGGUCAUAGUAUCUCGGGCUCUCCACUGACUGUAUGUGUCUUUUAGAUUUAUACCAUUUUUAUCAUUAAUUUACUUGUAUUUUUCAUAAUGUUAAUAAAAUACCAAACUAAGUA
Homalodisca vitripennis (glassy-winged sharpshooter) is the source of this 1236-nucleotide messenger RNA. Its product is annotated as UBX domain-containing protein 1. NCBI's taxonomy places the organism in Eukaryota, Metazoa, Arthropoda, Insecta, Hemiptera, Cicadellidae. The transcript has 7 exons. Bases 135 to 1151 code for a protein of 338 amino acids. The record is from RefSeq and is a predicted model, not a curated record. Gene Ontology annotation, molecular function: protein binding.